This is a messenger RNA of Hyposmocoma kahamanoa, 2065 nucleotides long. RefSeq lists its product as uncharacterized. The transcript has 2 exons. The record is from RefSeq and is a predicted model, not a curated record. Lineage: Eukaryota; Metazoa; Arthropoda; Insecta; Lepidoptera; Cosmopterigidae. Bases 23 to 2029 code for a protein of 668 amino acids.
ACAGAGAAAUAUAAACACCGGUAUGGCAGCCAAUCAACAACUGUACUUGUUAGAAUUAUUAAUUGAUCAAGUAUCGAUAUUCCCAGCCGCAGACGAAGAACCGCAAGCUCCAAAUAACAAGUUCAUUAUAUUGGUGAAUUUUGGACCAAAAUAUAAAUUUAUCAUCAAAGAGAGUUUUCUCCUAGAUAACUUGGAGAGAAAAGAUGACAUCCAAGAAAGUGACCAGACAGGUCGGGCUAAAUGGACGAGAAGAAUAAGAGUUGGCAGAUCAUAUUUGUUUCCAUCAUAUCCCGAUUUGGUAAUAAAUGAGUUAAGCAAAUUUCCGUUAGAAAUUGAAAUGUGGAACGACGAUCAGACUGAAAACCAGAUAUUUGUUGCAUUCGGCAAAGUUCUUUGGUCUAAUGAAUUUUAUGAAUUCCUUCAGGACACUUCACACACACACAACCUUUACUACCCGCUAACGAUCAAAUCAUCUGCAGCGCUAUCGGCAGAAUGUUGCUGCAGAAUGUGCGCUGAAAUCACGUUUAUCAUGAGAAUCAGCCCUCUAGGUACAAGUGUUAUCACGGAAUUUCAAGAGCUUGCUACCGACCCCCAUUAUUUUGUCUUUCGAACUAAUAAGUCGCCGAUGUUUAUAAAAUGUGCACGUAUUGAAGGUGAUGACCCCAACUUCUGUAUGGCAGGUACCUGUUACGAAUCUUGUACUUUGGAAGACCCAGAUGUAGUAGAAAAUGCCUAUAAGAGGAUUGAAGUAUGUACUGAAUUAGACAGUUGCGGUGCCAAGGGUAUUGCUGGGCUAGACUAUGCAUGCAAGCUUACAAGUAAUGACCAACCACAUUCAUAUCCUCUUGCUACGAUAAAGAUGGGAGAUAUUAGAGGUCCAUGUGGGAACACAAAUUGUAUUCUAGCGCACAAAAUUAAAGGCUACCUGCGAGGUUUAGAAGCGUAUAAAAAAGCAACUGAAGGUAAAGAUCUCCCAGCUAAAGAGGAAAACCUGAAGAAUAAACCUUGCGGUCAAUGUACAUGUAAAGAUGAACGUUGGCAUCGCAGUACUUGCUCUGACGGUGGUCCCCAGAAAAAAAUAUGCCCUAAUUGUGGUGGUGUCGCUCCAUCUGGUGAGACUUGUAAAGAUAAACUAGAUAAACUGAACACUCAAAAUACAAAUCAAGUUAAUUAUAUGGUUGACGUAACUUUGGAAAAUCCCGACCUAAUUGAGUCUUUAUUCGGACCAAACUUCACAGUGAGGACUUGUCAAGUACAGCAUUCUCCAUCAAAUGGUGAACUUAAAUCAGUCGUCAAGCCGAUUAUUAAGGUCUGUAGUUCUUCUUUGACUACAUUAUCAGAGCCGGAUCCGCCUUAUGCUCAAUCAUCAAUACGGGGAUGUGUUUUUAAUAUCUACAACUUUGAUGUAUCGACUAGCAAAGGACAGACAAUUAAUAAUUUCUGCACAGACAUACCCGACGAUGGGGAAUGUAAUUGUAAGCCACCUAAGCCAACUGCACCAUGUAAAACGUUCGAUUGCGAAUGUUUAAUAAAAACACAGCUAAAAGACACCAGGAAACAUCAUAAGCCGUAUUGUCCAUCUUAUAAACAUAUAGAUAAAUGCCCAGUGAUAAAGUCGGUUGAAGAAGAGGGUGCUGGUGAAGAUGAAGAAGAAGCUCCUGAGGCUCUUCCUUACGGGUUGCCCCCUAUACAGUUGGGUCCUUGUCCUGUAAUGGGGCGACCGUGCACUGUACCCGAUGGUUUUGCCCGCAUGUAUAGGGUUGGCUCGUUGCCAGAGCUGCCUCCAAGUUAUAGUGAAGCAGGAAAGGUAUGCUGCUCCAAAGAGUUCGAGAGAAUAAAGAAAGUACUGAAAGAAUAUAUGAUUACCCACAAAGAUAAUGAUUACCGAUGCUUAAAUCAAUGGUAUAUGGAUACUGAAACAAGAUGUUGCGACAAAGAGCAACGUUUGUUAACUCUUGUUGGCAAAUCUUGCUGCGGAUCACAUAAAGUUGCCUUAAAUGAAAAGUGCGAAAAAGAAAAAAAACCUUGACACUGUUAUAUUAAGAUUUUAUUUUGUAACCCUGUA